Molecule: messenger RNA, 3437 nt
Organism: Salmo salar (Atlantic salmon)
Lineage: Eukaryota; Metazoa; Chordata; Actinopteri; Salmoniformes; Salmonidae
Product: S-adenosylmethionine synthase
Biological process (GO): S-adenosylmethionine biosynthetic process
Molecular function (GO): ATP binding; methionine adenosyltransferase activity
Source: RefSeq, a predicted model, not a curated record
UUUCCGUAGCAGGUUUAGAAUAAUUUACGCAACAGUUUAGGAUAAUUAAUGUAGCCGGUUGGGGGGAAUAGGUUAAGGUUAGGGUUAGCUAGAAUGCACCAAAACAACUUUUGACGUCAAUUCGACAAAAGCAAUAUACAAUCUAGACAUAGGUGUCAAUGGUUGGUUCCACCCCCACGUGUAAUACGGUUUCGUCAAACGCUCCCUACGCUGUAGGCUGGACAAUUGAACGAGUCAAAAUUUACCCAAGCCAGUGACGUUUCUGAAUUUGUGAAUAAAUACUCGAGCGCCACGAACGAAAGAUCGUGAAUGCAUGACAUGAACUGACUGAGGAGAAGUCGCAGGAGGACACGAUUAAUUAAUUAAUAAAAGCCACAACAUUUUGCUAGGUACGGCAUUACUUUAUUUUAUCUGCCAAACGAAGAACGCUAACAAUGAUGAACGGACAGAUGAACGGUUUUCAUAACUCCCUUAUUGACGAGGACUGCUUCCUAUUCACCUCUGAGUCGGUAGGAGAAGGACACCCUGAUAAGAUUUGCGACCAGAUCAGUGAUGCAGUGCUUGACGCCCAUCUCAAACAGGAUCCUGAUGCCAAAGUUGCUUGUGAGACUGUUGCUAAGACUGGGAUGAUCCUGCUGGCAGGUGAGGUGACAUCGCGUGCUACAGUGGACUAUCAGAAGGUUGUUCGCGACACCAUCCGCCACAUCGGAUACGAUGACUCCUCCAAAGGUUUUGACUAUAAGACCUGCAACGUGCUGGUGGCCCUAGAGCAGCAAUCUCCAGACAUCGCCCAGGGUGUUCACAUCGACCGCAAUGAGGAGGAUAUAGGGGCAGGGGACCAGGGCCUGAUGUUUGGUUAUGCUACUGAUGAGACUGAGGAGUGCAUGCCCCUCACUAUUAUGCUCGCUCACAAGCUCAAUGCUAAAAUGGCUGAACUGCGUCGCAAUGGCACCCUGCCCUGGCUCCGGCCUGACUCCAAGACCCAGGUGACAGUUCAGUACCGCCAGGACCGUGGCACCAUGCUGCCAGUGCGUGUCCACACCAUCGUGGUCUCUGUGCAGCAUGAUGAGGACAUCUGCCUGGAUGAGAUGCGUGAUGCUCUGAAGGAGAAGGUCGUCAAAGCUGUCGUGCCCUGCAUUUACCUGGAUGAUGACACCAUCUAUCACAUGCAACCCAGUGGACGCUUUGUCAUCGGAGGCCCACAGGGUGAUGCUGGCCUGACGGGCCGUAAGAUCAUUGUUGACACUUAUGGAGGCUGGGGAGCCCAUGGUGGAGGAGCCUUCUCAGGGAAGGACUACACUAAGGUGGACCGCUCUGCUGCCUACGCUGCCCGCUGGGUGGCCAAGUCUCUGGUUAAGGCGGAGCUGUGCAAGAGGGUCCUGGUCCAGGUUGCUUAUGCCAUCGGAGUGGCACACCCCCUCUCAAUCUCCAUUUUCCACUAUGGCACAUCCCAGAAGAGUGAGAGGGAGCUGCUGGACAUCGUCAAGAAGAACUUUGACCUUCGUCCUGGUGUCAUUGUCAGGGAGCUGGAGCUGAAGAAGCCAAUGUAUCAGAGGACCGCAGCCUAUGGCCACUUUGGCCGGGAAUCCUUCCCAUGGGAGGUGCCCAAAAAGCUCAAAUACUAAACCUGUCAAGCUUUUCCCCCAGGCCUGUUGGUGUAUACUACAGAGAAGCCUGCAUGGUCUUGGGGUGAAAGGCCCUUUAAACCCCCUUCCCUCUUUAAUGGCAUAUUAAAACCUGAUCUACCCCUCCACCUUUCCUUAAAAUGCACCCCCCCCUUCUAACUCCGCUCUGUCAUCUGUACUGUCUUUUUGCUGUUAGUAGUAUAAGCUCUAAUGUUCUCAAAUAUUUCAGGAAAGUAAUGUUAAGAGAAUAAAAGGGUGUUAGCUAGCUACCUGAAUCACUGAAAUGUGCUUCAUUGUCCCCUUUGAGGAGGUCCUGAAGUACCCUGGUCUUCUACUGAUGUCCCUCACACUAGAACUCGUAGCCCCUGCCCAGCCUUAACCAAACUGCAGUAUUUACAGUUUCUUAGUAUCUGGGCUUAACUGUCCUUAUACUUCAUCAGUUUGGGAAUAUUUUGCUACCGUUAAGUCUAAUGACUUAACAGGGUUACACGUUUAUGUUCAUUUACUGGUGCUAUGGAUGUAAGGGACACCGCUCGAAGCAAACAGUUUAGGGAAGCAGUAUUGAUUGGGGAUCCCCAUUAGCUACUCUUCCUGGGGUCCAAACAGUAAUGCCCCAAUCUUUCCUUUUAGUGUAGACUUUGUUGUUAGUCUGGUUUUGUGACCCCCCCCCCUAAUCCCUCACCUUUUCAAGAUUUAACUUCAAUUAUCCUUGUGGAGGAUAUAAAAAGGGCACGUUUUAAGGGUCAGUGGGUGCUGUUUUUCAAAAAUGCUAUGCAUUGCAUGCUGAGUAACAAACACAUUUUUAUUGUCAAGUUCUUGAAUAAGCAGAGUAAAGUCUCAGAUGCCCCUGCAGAUGUCUGUGCUGUUUUCUGACGUAAUACAGAAAAGUCAGAAGCUGCUAUGUCACUGCGACGGUUUGUAGGGGUGUUUGAUUUUAUACUUAGUCAUUUAAAAUAUUCUCAUUGGAUUGUCCUAAUGUUGAAGUUUCAAUUUUAAACAACUCCUUCAAAAGGUAGUUUAAUUUCCUUCUGUUUUUAUUUACAUUUUAUAAAAUGGUUUAAGGUCAAUACCCUCCUUCCUUGGGUAUUGGUGGCAGUUGUAGCUACAAAGAAACCACAAUUUUUAUCCUGAAGGAGAGCUGUCUUUGCCACAAUACAUAGCUCUUACUACUGGCAAACAAUAUUAAAUAAACUUUUUUUAAAUAUAUUUAUUUGUUCUCUGAAAGUUGCAAUGGCUUCAGAAGGCAGCUUAAAGGUUUUAAUCACAUUUUGACUUGACUGAAUGCCAUAAAUAAGUUGAAACAUUUUUCAGUGUUUCUCUCGUGGUUCCAAAGUGUCAUACAGAAAAGCUUUGGUCUGCUUCCACAGGGAACUGUCACUGGCUGAUGUGAUGAGUGUUGCUGUUUUGACCACAGAUUAUUUUGGGUGUGAUUGUAUUAACCAUACAAGUCUACUGUUCGCCUAACUCCCCCACCUUAUCCUUACAUUAAGAGAUGGCAAAGUUUGGCUGGUGUUGUACAGAGAAACCAGCCUUGUUUACAAGCUGUCUCUUGUAUGGAUGGGGUUUCCCUUGGAGCUUUGGUUUUGUUUCCUGUUACCACUCGAAGACUAGUCUGCUGGCUACUGUGAGUAAGAGUGCCUUUUCUAUUUCCUCCCCCAAUCCCUGUAUUGAACCCAUUUCUUCCUUCCUGUUCUCUAUCAACAUGCAUCUGACAUCCUGAGGAACAGGUAGCUUGUCUCAAUUGUCUUCAGAGGUUGGCUACUGAUUCCUCAUGUCAAAGAUCUGAAAUAAAUGACUACUUUCCUUCAUGAA